CUUUAUAUGUACAUUGCAUAGUAGCCAGCUAAGCAUCAACCCCUACAGCCCAAACUCGAAGAAUGGCUUCCACUGGCAAAACCUAUGACAAUAAUAAUGUUCAUAAUCAAAACCAAGUUGUUGUUGUGAUGAUACCUUUCCCAGCACAAGGCCACCUCAACCAGCUUCUCCAUCUCUCACGCCUAAUCAUAUCACACAACAUACCCGUCCACUACGUUGGAACAAAAUCACACAACCGCCAAGCCACACUUCGUGUUCAAGGUUGGGAACCAACCUCCAUUUCCAAACUCCAUUUCCAUGACUUUGAAGUCCCUCCUUUUCCUUCUCCUCCUCCAAACCCUAACCAACAAAGCAUGUUCCCAUCUCACAUAAUUCCUUCCUUUUACGCUUCCUCAAAUCUUCGUGAGCCUGUGGCAUCACUUCUUCGAUCCCUUUCGUGUCUGCACGAAAGGGUGGUAGUGAUCCACGACUCGCUAAUGUCGUCUGUGGCACAAGAUGCCUCGGACAUACCAAACGCAGAGAACUACACUUUUCAGAGUGUCUCUGCGUUUUGCUUUGCAUUGUACCUUGUGCUGGAUCUCAUGCAAAACAAUAAUCCGAAUAUUGAAAGUUUUGGUGUUCAUAUUACCGAAGCUGCUUCUUUAGAAGGAUGCUUCCCGGAAGAAAUAAUGGACUUCAUUACAGAACAAGUCAAAUUCUUUGCAUUGAGUAAUGGGUUCAUCCACAACACAAGCAGAGCCAUUGAAGGUCCUUAUAUGGAGAUGAUAGAACAGUUCCCUGGCAUCAACAAAAAUAUUAAGCAUUUUGCUCUGGGGCCAUUCAACCCUUUAUGCCCCAGCAAGAAAAGUUGCAAGGAAAAGGACAUCAUAAUUGAGUGGCUUGAUAAGCAAGAACCAAAUUCAGUUAUAUACAUCUCUUUUGGGACAACAACAUCAUUGACGGAGCAACAAAUCAAAGAGAUUGCAACUGGGUUGGAACAGAGCAAGAAGAAGUUCAUAUGGGUGCUGAGAGAUGCAGACAAAGGGGACAUUUUCGACGGCCAAGUCAGGAGAUACAUUCUCCCUGACGGAUUUGAAGAGAGAAUUGAAGGGAUGGGGUUGGUUAUAAGAGAUUGGGCUCCACAAUUGGAGAUUCUAAGGCACAAUUCAACUGGAGGAUUUAUGAGUCACUGUGGAUGGAACUCUUCCAUGGAGAGCAUAACAAUGGGGGUGCCAAUUGCGGCAUGGCCUAUGCACUCUGACCAACCAAGGAACAUGGUUUUGAUAACCCAAGUGUUGAAGAUUGGUUUGGUUGUUAAGGAUUGGGCCAAAAGGGAUGAGUUGGUUACUGCUUCCGAGGUUGAGAAUGCUGUGAGAACUUUGAUGGCAUCAAAGGAAGGUGAUGAGAUGAGAAAGACGGCAUUGAAGCUGAGAGAUGCCGUUCUUGAAUCCAUGGAUGAAGGUGGGGUUUCAAGACGGGAAAUGGAUUCCUUCAUUGCUCAUAUCUCCAGAUAACAUGAAUCUUUUUACCAUUUAAAUUUUCUAAAGCUUAUAUUUGUCAUCAUUUAACAUGUAAACUUAUAUCAAUUAUCUCUCAUAUUUCUAUGGCUAAGUUUUUUAGAAAUGGAUGAAACGUAUCUACAAUCUACUGUUAUGGAUAACAAU
Messenger RNA from Arachis stenosperma, 1643 nucleotides. Its product is annotated as zeatin O-glucosyltransferase-like. Bases 63 to 1493 code for a protein of 476 amino acids. Lineage: Eukaryota; Viridiplantae; Streptophyta; Magnoliopsida; Fabales; Fabaceae. The record is from RefSeq and is a predicted model, not a curated record. The transcript has a single exon. Gene Ontology annotation, molecular function: UDP-glycosyltransferase activity.